CAAUACUCUUCUCCGUCUACGAGUCACAAAAAACCAAACAGAAAGACUGUAAGGAUGGCAGAGGACGAGGUUAACUACGCAUCAGUUGUAUUUAAACCUAACCAACAACAAAGAUCAGAAGUUAAAAGGGAAGAAACAGUGUAUGAUGAAGUAAAGGUGCAAAAUAAGGCAACAGAACAAACUCCUGUCACAAAUGUUAAAAAGGAAGAAACAGUAUAUGAUGAAGUAAAGGUGCAAAAUAAGGCAACAGAACAAACUCCUGUCACAAAUGCUUCUGCAGAAUUCUUGCCCGACAAGAAAUCAAACCGUAGAUGUCGCCACUAUCAGCAGUUGACUUGUUGUUUGGGCAUGCUUUGUAUAAUUUUGGCAUUGGGCAUCAUAGCAGUCAGUGUCUACCGUGUCACAUUAAUUUAUGAGAUUGAUGAAACUGAGCUGAACCAACUGAAAGAAAACCAAACAACUUUAAAUGCUGUCAAUCAUAACCUGACAAAACUCAACAACCAACUCAGCUCAGACAAUGAAGACUUGAAGAGGAACCAAACCAAGCUCACACUCCAGAUGAACAACCUGACUCAAGUCUUUAAUGUCUUAGAUAAAGAGGUGACAAACCUGACAAAAGAAAACCAGAAACUUAAAGGGAAAAAUGAGGAGCUGAAGACUCAGAAUAAGGACCUGGAGGCAGAGAAGAAAAACCUAACAGAACAAACGCAACAGAUGACGACACCAUGGGACGAGCUCAAUGUUAGUCGAGCUCAGUGGAGCAUUGAUGCCUACUGUCCCCGAGAAAAUAACAACAGAAAGUGUAACGCUUGUCAGAAGGGCUGGGGAUUAAAUUCCAGCUGCUAUGCAACUAAUAAUGCUGACCAAGGUGAAUGGAAAACCUGGGAAGAAGCUCGAAAAGACUGCAGAGGAAAGAUUUCAGAUUUGGCUGUUGCAAUUAAUGAAGAAGAAAUGAAAAUUAUUCGUGAAAAGAGUUGGCAAAAUAAUGAAAACAAAGGAUACUGGAUUGGCCUGAGAGUUGAAGAUGGGAAAUGGAAGUGGCUGGAUGGAAGGAAUCUGACUAAUAACUCCUGGAUCGACCAGUCAUCUCCUUCUGAUGGUCACUGUGCAAUCUCUCUCCAAAACCAAGGAUUUAAAUCAGUCAGCUGUGAUGAGAAGAACCAAUGGAUCUGCAAGAAGAAAGCUUUGUCUGUUUGAAUGCUGCAAAGUAAAUACUUCAGAAGACUACUGGAUAUUCAGAAACUACUAUAUUAAUAUUGAUGUUAAUAUCAAUAAAAAAAAUAUUAAUGUAAUUUAUAAAUAGAAUAUUAAAAUGUGAA
This is a messenger RNA of Maylandia zebra (zebra mbuna), 1319 nucleotides long. RefSeq lists its product as uncharacterized. Lineage: Eukaryota; Metazoa; Chordata; Actinopteri; Cichliformes; Cichlidae. Gene Ontology annotation, biological process: regulation of natural killer cell mediated cytotoxicity. Gene Ontology annotation, molecular function: signaling receptor activity. Gene Ontology annotation, cellular component: cell surface; plasma membrane. The record is from RefSeq and is a predicted model, not a curated record.